ACUAUUCAAUGGAAGUAUGUUAUCAGCUGCCGGUGUUGCCUCUAGACAGGCCGGUUCCCAAGCAUGUCCUCAGCCGGAGGGGAGCCAUUAGUUUCAGCUCCAGCUCCUCUCUGUUCGGGGCUCCUGAUCCAAGACAGCUGUCACAGAGACGGGGGGCCAUCUCGUACGACAGCUCCGACCAGACGGCACUGUACAUUCGUAUGCUAGGAGAUGUGAGAGUAAGAAGUCAGGUUGGAUUUGAACCGGAACGAAGAAGCUCCCAUCCCUACCUUUGCAUCGACUUCCGAACUCUUCAUGCACGACUGGGCUGUGGUUCUCCAUCGUCCAGCUCUGGUACUGAAAGGAGGGUUCACAGACUGCUCAGCUUCCAGAGAUACCUGCACUCGUCUCGCCUGCUGCGGGGAAUCGCCCAGCAGAUCCCCCUCCCCAUCCUCGAUGAAGACUAUAGUGGACAGGCUAGAUGCAUGCUGGAGAAAGUUGGCAACUGGAAUUUUGACAUUUUCCUCUUUGAUAAGUUGACAAAUGGGAACAGCCUGAUCACCCUGACCUUCCACCUGCUCAACCAGUAUGGCUUGGUGGAGCUCUUCCAGCUGGAUAUGGUCAAAGUCUGGAGGUUCCUGGUCUUGGUUCAGGAGGACUAUCACAACGACAACCCAUAUCAUAACUCUGUUCACGCUGCAGACGUCACACAAGCCAUGUUCUGCUUUCUGCAGGAGCCCAUGCUUGCAAAGUCUCUAACAUCCUAUGACAUCCUGCUGGGACUUCUCGCAGCAGCCACUCACGACCUGGACCACCCCGGGGUCAACCAGCCUUUUCUCAUCAAGACUGACCACUAUCUAGCAACACUCUACAGAAAUACCUCAGUUCUGGAAAACCACCACUGGAAGUCUGCAGUGGGUCUCCUCAGAGAGACCGGGCUGUUUUCUCAUUUACCCAUGGAGGACAGUCUCAACAUGGAGAGAGAUUUGGGCUCCUUAAUCCUGGCCACGGACAUCAGCAGACAGAAUGACUACCUGUCCAGGUUUCGCACACACCUUGACCAGGACAACCUGUGCUUGAGCAACGCCAGUCACCGUCACUUCAUCCUGCAGAUGGCCCUGAAGUGUGCAGACAUCUGUAACCCCUGCAGACCCUGGGAGAUGAGCAAACAGUGGAGUGAGAAAGUGACAGAGGAGUUCUUCCAACAGGGAGACAUCGAAAAGAAGCACAAGCUUGAAGUCAGCCCAGUUUGUGACCGAGAAGCAAACACCGUUGGCAACAUUCAAAUAGGUUUUAUGACCUACGUGGCAGAGCCGCUGUUUGCAGAGUGGGCGCGUUUCUCCGACACACGUCUGUCCCAAACUAUGCUCGGCCACAUGGGGCUGAACAAAGCCAGCUGGGGCGGCCUGCAGCAGGAACAAAGCCCCGGCUCAGAGGAGGCGGAGCCUAGCGCAGCCGCCACAGACAGCGCCGCAGCAGCAGCGACAGAAAGCAGCUCCAAAGAAAUACCUCAGGGAAGCAGAGAAUCCUGACACUCCUCGUUUGCCCUUUGGCCUCCUGAACUCUGACCCCUCACCACGAUCUGACGAUCCACCCUGCAGCUGACCCACCGAACACCUUUUUUUUUUUUUUGUCUUGUUGCUUUGGCCUCCCAUCCUGAUAAA
This is a messenger RNA of Nematolebias whitei (Rio pearlfish), 1643 nucleotides long. It is a transcript of the gene pde7a, whose product is annotated as phosphodiesterase 7A. Lineage: Eukaryota; Metazoa; Chordata; Actinopteri; Cyprinodontiformes; Rivulidae. The transcript is spliced from 12 exons. The coding region runs from base 9 to 1511 and encodes 500 amino acids. Gene Ontology annotation, molecular function: 3',5'-cyclic-AMP phosphodiesterase activity. The record is from RefSeq and is a predicted model, not a curated record.